This is a messenger RNA of Cornus florida, 3540 nucleotides long. Its product is annotated as auxin efflux carrier component 6. Gene Ontology annotation, molecular function: auxin efflux transmembrane transporter activity. Bases 44 to 1660 code for a protein of 538 amino acids. The transcript has 7 exons. Gene Ontology annotation, biological process: auxin export across the plasma membrane; auxin polar transport. NCBI's taxonomy places the organism in Eukaryota, Viridiplantae, Streptophyta, Magnoliopsida, Cornales, Cornaceae. The record is from RefSeq and is a predicted model, not a curated record. Gene Ontology annotation, cellular component: endoplasmic reticulum; plasma membrane.
CUCACCUUCCCAAUCACACACAAAACACACACACAGAGAAAGGAUGAUAAGUGCAGAUGAUUUCUACAAGGUUAUGUGUGCGAUGGUUCCUCUCUACUUUGCAAUGCUGAUAGCAUAUGCUUCAGUGAAAUGGUGGAAGAUAUUCACGCCGGAGCAGUGCUCCGGCAUCAACCGUUUCGUGGCGGUUUUCGCGGUCCCGGUGCUGUCCUUCCACUUCAUAGCUCAGAACAAUCCAUAUCAAAUGGACACCAAGUUCAUAUUGGCUGAUACACUCUCAAAGGUCCUAGUGCUUGUUUUGCUUUCAAUCUGGGCUAUCUUUAAAGGAGGUUUGGAUUGGUUGAUCACACUCUUCUCAGUAUCUACUUUGCCAAACACACUAGUCAUGGGCAUUCCUCUGCUUAAGGCCAUGUAUGGAGACUUCACUCAGAGUCUCAUGGUGCAACUAGUUGUUCUACAAUGCAUUAUCUGGUACACAUUAUUGCUAUUCCUCUUUGAAUAUAGAGCUGCCACCAUAUUAAUCAAAAACCAGUUCCCUGGUACUACUGCAGCCUCCAUAACCAAAAUUGAGAUCGACGGUGACGUCAUAUCUCUCGACGGCCGGGACCCGCUAUGCACCGAAUCGGAAAUCGACGGCACCGGGCGUAUCCGAGUCCGAAUCAGACGGUCCACAUCCUCCGCCCCGGACUCGGCAUUGUCCUCAUCCAUUGGAAUCACUCCUAGGGCAUCCAAUCUCUCCGGUGCCGAGAUUUUCUCCGUCAACACGCCCGCACCAACUCAUGACAUCACUUUUGGUGACUUGGCAUUUGGGUACCGGUCGAGUCCCCGGCUAUCGGGGUACGCGUCCUCAGACGCUUACUCGCUUCAGCCGACGCCACGCGCCUCGAAUUUCAACGAAUUGGACAUGACGUCGGUGACGACGGUGAAUACGCCGAUGUGGGUCAGGUCUCCGGCAGGUGGGAAGGUUUACCGGCAGCCGUCGCCGGCGUUUUCCGGGAUGAGAAUGGUCUGGGAGUCACCUGGGAAGUGUCAGGUUGGAGGAGACAGACAAGGGUGCAAGGAUGUUGUCGGAGAGAAAGAUCUUAGUUUCAGAGACAACUCAAAAUUUCCAAUGGGAGAAGAAACAGAUGCAAAAGGUGCAGAGAUAAAUCAAGAAAUGCCGAAUGCGAUUGUCAUGCUAAAGCUCAUACUUGUUAUGGUUGGAAGGAAGCUUUCUCGCAAUCCAAACACUUACUCAAGUGUUUUAGGCCUUCUCUGGUCUCUAAUCUCAUUCAAAUGGAAUGUGGGAGUUCCUAGUGUGGUGAAAUAUUCGAUAAAAAUAAUUUCAGAUGCAGGUCUUGGGAUGGCCAUGUUCAGUUUAGGGUUGUUCAUGGCACUCCAGCCCAGGAUAAUUGCUUGUGGCACAAAAAUGGCAACGAUUGGAAUGGUGAUACGGUUUCUGGGUGGGCCUGUAUUAAUGUCAGCUGCAUCCAUUGCUGUUGGACUAAGAGGAAAGCUACUACACACUGCCAUAGUACAGGCAGCUCUUCCCCAAGGGAUUGUACCAUUUGUCUUUGCCAGAGAGUAUGGGCUGCAUCCUGACAUACUAAGUACUGGGGUAAUCUUCGGCAUGCUAGUUUCCUUACCUGUAACUCUCCUCUACUACAUAUUGCUUGGCCUGUGAAGAAAAUUAGGGCUACAAUAUGUCCCCGAAUUAUCGUCCACGCCGGCCAUCCUUGGGUCCACUGUGUUUGAAGUAGCCAACAUCUAAAAUGUCAUUAGCAAGAUCAAUGGUGCUUGCGCUUUCUAAUCAUGUAAAAUUCUCCGAACAAGAUUGACUAUUGACUUAAUAUCAACCGGAUUUCAAAAGCCGGAAAAUUAGGGUUAACAUAGAGUGUGACAGAAGAAUGUAAACAAGGUGAAGGUUCACUGUCCUAGCUAGUGGUACAUGGAGUAGUGGUAGCCGAAAGGAAAUGGAUUAUCAUGACUUAUUAUGAUUAAGGUAGGGGACUUGUUCUUCUCUUAUGGGGUGGACAGAGUUGUUGCAACAAAGUAUUUUUGACCCAAGAAAAAGGGCAAAAAAGGUAAAAUCAUUUCGAUGCUACUUUUAUGUUUGUGUGAUUUUAUUGUUAUUCCUUUGAUUUUCUGAAUCAAUCAUGACACACUAGUACAUGCUUUCUGCUUUUCAAAUAUAUAUAUAUAUAUAUAUAUAUAUAUAUAUAUGAAACAGAGAUUGUAUUGCCUUAGAAUUGAAGCCUUGUGAACAAGAUAGAGAAUACUAUAUUGAUUGCUUCUUUAUGUUGCCCAUGUACUAAAAGGAAGCAUCAAAUAGAAAUGCAAUCAUUUUGUUGCGUCUCAGUCAGUCAAAAAGUCCAUAACCCAAAAAGAAUUUGUCAUCCAAAGUAUUAAAGUAAAAAUGAUAGGGAAUAAUAAUGCUUCAUCCAUUAUACAGUAAUUUUUUCAUCCAAGUACUGAAGUAAAAACAGAGUAUGGUAUCCUCUGCUCAAUAUGAACUCUAUUAAUUAUAUAUAUAAAUAUAUAUUUAUUGGUAAGUUAUUUUGGUUAUUGUUUGCAAAAUAUUUAGUUGAGUUCAAUGUGGAAUAGUAGAGCUUGUGGAAUUAUUUGAUUCAAUAGAUUUUCAUCAUUUAUUUGUAUAGAAUUUUGACAAUAAGAAUGUCCCAAAUUUUGGUUUCUUAACCUUUUUCCUUUAAAUGAUUGAUAGAUAGUUAAUGAAAGCCAUACAUGAUUUUGGAAUUUUUGGACUCACAUUAUUUUAUUUAUUUAUUUAUUAUUUUUUUUUUUAAGAAAAGAGAUCAUCUACAAGGUACCUCAUGGUGUAAUAUAUUAAUUGUUCUUAAUUUCUUUGGUUAGUUCACGAAUUCGACACUCUAUCAAUCGUCUUAAUUCCAAAGGUAAAAGACGUUUCAUUGGUAAGCAAACUGCUUUUUCUAGCUUUUAAUGCAAAUUGCCCAUCUAUAUGCAGGUGUUCUUAACUAAUAUUUUUAGUUUCCUCUAAUAUUUCAGGUAAACACGGCUGGCAAGUUAUUUGAAACUUUUUAACAAAAAUAUAUAACAUAUUAUUAUAGGGUUAUACUCAACAUUUUCCAAAUUUAUUCAAAACAAAGUAUCCCUUUAUAUCAUUUGUCAGGGUGGUAAGGGUAUGAUAUGUCAUGCAAUAGUUAUUUAUGUAAAAAUGAAAAAUGGAUGAUAGAACAUACAUGAAAUCUUUUGUUUGUUCUUCAGGUUGGUCAAAAAAGAAAAGAAAAUAAGAAAAUAAUAAUAAAAACUAUAAGAUAUGCUUGUUUGUUUCAUGGGACGGGGAAAAAUAAGAGACCAAACAAGAAAGAAACUCACAAUAUGCUUGUUUAAUUGUCACAAAGAAUUUCUAUUGAGAUAAAAGUUGGGGAAACAAUUCUAUUAUUAUUAUUAUUUUUUUGAUUUUUAACAAUUUAAUACAAUACCAAUGUAUAUAAAUUUACAUUUACAACUUAAUAAACAAUUCCCACCAAUAAGUUACUUUUAUCAGCAACCUAGUAGCACAAAUUAAUUGAGUUAACUGGUUUU